CCUAGGCCUUUUCGAAUUUCACAAAAACCCGCGGCACACCCGUCUGUUAUACGAGUAUAUAAACCGGCAAUCGCAACAUUUCGCGGUAUUCACUUCGACUAUUAAAAGUAACAGCUAUGAACUGUCGUAUUUUCUACGCCAAGCUGCUAGUCGUCAUAUCUCUCUUGGUUACCGAAACCAUACAGAGUGACGAUGACGCGGCGCUCAAAACGCAUACUCUCCAACCAGUGCCCACACCACGCAUAGUCAGUGGUGCAAAUGCGCUGCCGGGUCAAUUUCCUUACGUUGUAUCGGUGCGCGUAGGUGAACAGCACAGCUGCGGUGGCACCAUAAUUUCGCAGAAGCAUGUCCUAACUGCAGCACACUGCGUUUACAGGUAA
This is a messenger RNA of Bactrocera oleae (olive fruit fly), 380 nucleotides long. The record is from RefSeq and is a predicted model, not a curated record. NCBI's taxonomy places the organism in Eukaryota, Metazoa, Arthropoda, Insecta, Diptera, Tephritidae.